Messenger RNA from Symbiodinium necroappetens, 531 nucleotides. The record is from the annotation of a GenBank genome assembly. Lineage: Eukaryota; Dinophyceae; Suessiales; Symbiodiniaceae.
AUGACCCGUCCCCGAUCGGACAGCGCAUUGAAAGCUGUCUUGGCAGACUUUCCUCCGCCCGAAGCGGUUUCCCAGAAUGCCAAGAGCUUUGGGAGUUUGGGUCACCCAGUGUUGUGCCACCGUCCUUGCGUGUACUUGCUGAAGGGAAGCAUCUGCAAGCAGGGCGCUUUGUGCCAGUUCUGUCACCACUCCCAGCACUCUCCGAUGCCGAAACUUGACCAGAUGCAAAGGGCCCGAGUUCAACGCAUGACAGAGCAAGAGCUGCUCCGUCUGCUGAUACCGCAUAUCAGGGAACAGGCCCGUGCUGCAGGACUGCAAGAACGUGCCGAGCACUUCAUCAGGACCUUGCAGGACAAGUUUUGUGGCGAGGCCUCUGGAAAGUCUGAUGAGAGCAUUUCUUGGAAGGAGCUGUGCAAGCUGAAGAAGACACUGCGCCAGAUGAACCUGACGGCUUUGAUCCGGCUUCUUCCGACGGAUGUUGAGGGAAUCUAUGAGCAGUUGCGCACCUUUGCGCCGGGGCUGCCGCCUUAG